UGGGCGUGCUUGGGAAAUGACAACAGUUUUGCUCGUUUUAGUUUGAUAUCAGCAGUUGAAGUUCACAAUGACGAUCGAUUCACGGGUUGAGGCGAGAGAGUUUAAUACCACAGGUUGGGUCUUGAUGCUGCUGAAUUUCUGUGUUAACAUGUUGUGGGGAUGCACUUUUAAAAGCAUAGGUGUGCUUCUGCCAGUUCUUACUGAUCAGUUCAGCGCCGACACGUGGAUAAUUGGCACAGUGGCAUCACUUACAUCUGUUGCUGCGGACGUAUCAGGUCUACUUGCCGCACCUCUGGAGAAUAAGUUUGCUACCCGCUGGGUGCUAACCAUGAGUGCACUAAUGGUUAGUUUGGGUUGGUUUGUGGUGUCCUUUGCAACAAGUGUCGUGCACAUCGCUGGAUCCUUGAUUGUUUUUGUUGGAGCGGGAAUGGGUAUCUUAAACGUUUUGAGUAAAGCUUUUCUGGCGAGGCAUUUCCGUAAGAACACCACGCUAGCCUACGGUCUGAGCAACACAGGAAAUGCAGUGGCCCUUCUUGUUUUUGCACCGAUGACUCAGCUGUUUCUUGAUACCUACGGCUGGAGAGGAGCAACGUUGCUGGUCGCAGGAGUUUGCGCCAACUCCAUACCCUGUGCUGCUCUUGUCCGAGUGACCAAAAAAUCGUCCUAUCAGCCCCUGUCAUGUUCAAAUGAAGACGAGACAGCCUCGCUCGAGACGAAGAGCUGCCACUCGUACAUCGGAACUUUGUGUGCAGGCCUCUGGAAGGUUGCAGGUUUUGGAAUAGUCUUUGAAUUAAAUUUUAUCAUACUGUACCUAUGCCGCUUUUCAAUGAAUAUUGCCUACAACAGCUGGAUGGUGUAUUUUGUACCACAUCUUCAGGCCAAGGGCUUCUCACCACAAGUAGCUGCUGCUCUGUGCGUUCCACCGGCCAUUGCGUACUUUAUUGGGACAAGUGUCUGGGCGCCAUUUAUAGACCGAGGUCUCGUCAGGUGCUCCUCGGGUAUUGUCAUUAGUAGCCUUGUUUUAGCUGCGUCCUUUAUAGUGGAUCCGUGGGUGGACGGCGACGUGGGUACGGCCGUCAACAACGUCCUCUUCGGGUUGUCCAUUUCGGCCUUGUACACCCUCGGUGAUAUCUUGACGAAGGAACGUUUCGGAAUGGAUCGACUAACGUCUGUGUUUGCGUGGGUCAGAGCCUUCGGAUUUUUGCCUCGGCUUCUGGGUGGCUUUUUCCCAGGCUGGAUGUAUGAUACAACAGGGACUUAUGACGUAGCGUACGUCGUCAUUGGCUCCUCGUCAAUUCUCACCCUUAUUCCGCUUGUCGUCCAACAACUCUGGAAAAGCCACCUGGAAAAAAGGUCACAGUCUGCAUAGUUAAUGGUGUAGUCCACCAUUGAUGUUUCCUGACGAUUUGAUAAUUACAAUGUUCAGUUAAUCUGGUUCCUUGGUCGUAUAUAAUGGAAUACUUGAGGAUAUUCCCACAUAUAUCACAGCCAAUAAUUUGAACCCGAAAGAUACAUAAAUUAAAAAACCCUGAACAUAUGAUAUGAAUUUGCGCUGUGGUAUGACCUCCGAAUUUAAAGAAACUAUGGUUACUGUAGUAACUAGAUGUAAGUUCGGUCCUUAUGUUGAAAAUUAUAUGCGGACCAUUGUAUUAAUUUGGGAUCCGACGCGUGACAAAUUUUCUGUUUCAGUCACACUUGACCUGUGCAAUUUGACAAGAGAUAUCAAUGAAAUUGAUUUCAAACCAUUUUCUAUUUGUUUGGCUAGUGAGCCUAAUUAUUCUCAAUUAAUGAAAGCGUUCUCGGGUUACAAAAUCCCACGCCAGAUGUCACACUGGAAGAUGUGUGGACCGGAAAAAAUUGGACCUAAAUUUAUAGAGUGACCCAUAGAUAUAGGUCUGUAGUUCAUAGGUAUAGUGCACAAACAUGUUGAAAUGCGAACGGAGCAGUAUUGGCUUUUUGUUCAUAAACGUGAACAUAAAUCAAAGGCUUGGUGGUAUUCAUUCGACAUGUAUACGGAGAUACAUACACUUAGUGUGGUCAGAUUGAUUGACUAUUUAUACCCACAUCAGCUCGGUAAACUUCUUUUCACUAUUUUGUUAUCCAACGGAACAGUGAGAUUUGAUGUUUCUUUUUUCUUCGGCCUACUAUAAUGUGACCUUUAAGCAUAAAAUGAGCUUAAAAUCGGACUCUUGUAUGAAUUUGGUUGUGUAAAUUUCGAUGUCCGGUUUAUGGAAAAUAAAAGCAUUCCAGCGGUACAUAACAUUCUGAGGUUCA
This is a messenger RNA of Acanthaster planci (crown-of-thorns starfish), 2274 nucleotides long. RefSeq names its product monocarboxylate transporter 12-like. The record is from RefSeq and is a predicted model, not a curated record. Gene Ontology annotation, molecular function: monocarboxylic acid transmembrane transporter activity. Gene Ontology annotation, biological process: transmembrane transport. NCBI's taxonomy places the organism in Eukaryota, Metazoa, Echinodermata, Asteroidea, Valvatida, Acanthasteridae.